Stylonychia lemnae is the source of this 882-nucleotide messenger RNA. Lineage: Eukaryota; Ciliophora; Spirotrichea; Sporadotrichida; Oxytrichidae. The record is from the annotation of a GenBank genome assembly.
AUGUUCUAGAAUAUCAAGUCUAUUAAAAAUAUCCAAAAGCAAUUAGUAAAAUGCAAGUCUACGAUACUCAACACACCAUCAAGAAAAUUCGCUAACUUUUCUCCUUAGAACUAUAGCAAUUUGGGUGGCUAUGCUCUGAUUGGAUCAGGGACUGCAGGUCUUAUGUAUUUGAUGUACAGAGGUCAAAUGCUCGCUUAAGAGAGAUAUCAGAUGCCAAUGAGCCAAAUCUAGCAAAUGCACUUUUUCAACAGAACUGUCUAGGAGAGAAUCAGGUCUACUAUGGGUUAUUUCACUGGAGGAUUAUUUGCCACAGGCCUUAUGGUAGGUCUUCUGAGGAAUUCUAUGCUAGCCAUUACCAAUCCAUGGAUCUUGCUUUUUGGAAGUUUAGGUUUAUUGAUUGGCACCCAAGUCACUAAUUACUAUCAAUCACCUAUUCUUAAACAUUUAUUAUGGGGUGGCUUCAUUUCAACAAUGGCCUUAACAAUGGUACCUUUAAUUAGCAUGGCUGGAAUGCCUGUAGUAUAUGAUGCUCUAUUUGCAACAGGAAUAUCUAUGGGAGGCUUAGGACUUGUAGCGUACAAUGCCCCUAGUGAAUAAUUCUUAAGAUGGGGAGGAGCCCUUGGAAUGGGAUUGGCUGGGAUGAUUGGUAUUGGCAUAGCUAGUAUUUUCUACCCCAGUAAGAAUUUAUUCAAUAUCUGGUUGUAUGGGGGAUUAAUAUUGUUCUGCUUAUUUGUACUUUAUGAUACCCAGCAGAUUAUUUACAGGGCUAAAAUCAAUCCAUAUUAUGAUCCAAUCAAUGAAAGCCUCAGCAUAUACUUGGAUGCAAUCAUGAUUUUCCAGAGAUUUUUGUUGAUAUUCAUGAGUAAUAGAAAUAAAAAGUGA